CUCUUUGAAAAUCAAACAAAUCGAGAGUUCCCCCAACACCCCAAUAGAAAAUGUUACCUCGAAUCCUUAAAUCCAGUCGCAUCUGGCGUCGUGGUUUCUGUGACAAGGCACCGGGAAUUUCCAAGGAUCCCGUUUACCAGACCUUUCUGGAUAAGGUGCGUGAAUACCGCCUGAAGAGUCCCACGGGCAAGCCCGUAGAUCCUACCCCGGAAUACGAGGAGGAACUAAAGGAGUCCAUCGAGAAGCUGGCCCUGCGCUAUGGUGGUGGCGAAGGAGUCGAUCUUCUAGCAUUUCCCAAAUUCAAAUUGCCUGAUCUGGAUAUUGAUCCCAUUUCCAUAUACGAUUUACCCGAGUACAAAGACAAGGAAAUAAAAGACGAUGAGAAGGUAGAGGAGCCAGAAAAGGAGGCCAAGUCCAAGAGUGGAGUUAAAGACAAGAAGGAAGUUAAAGAAAAGAAAGAUAAAGGCAAGAAGGAAGACAAGACUAAGAAGGCCAAAGAUGACAAGAAAGCCAAGUCCAAAGCUGAAAAGGAUAAAAAGAAGUAGUAGUUCAGAAAAUUAACCAUAAAUUUAUGUUUCAACAUUUUUUUCCACUGAAAUAAAGUACACCUCGAGUUCCA
Messenger RNA from Drosophila kikkawai, 619 nucleotides. RefSeq names its product ATP synthase, coupling factor 6-like (gene ATPsynCF6L). Lineage: Eukaryota; Metazoa; Arthropoda; Insecta; Diptera; Drosophilidae. Gene Ontology annotation, molecular function: proton transmembrane transporter activity. The record is from RefSeq and is a predicted model, not a curated record. Gene Ontology annotation, biological process: proton motive force-driven ATP synthesis.